AUGAACGCCAGUGAACUCUCUUUUGGGGUCAUGGUUUUGCUGCAUCUCAGCAUCGGGGUCUCGGUGAAUGGCUUCCUCCUCCUCUUUUAUAUCCGGGUGGUCUCCACCAGCCACAAGCCCAGCUCUUCCGACUUGAUCCUCGCCCAGCUGGCCUUGGCCAACAUCCUCCUCCUCCUCACUCUUGGUAUCCCAGAAGCCCUGUACGCUUGGGGAUGGAGAAAUUUCCUUACCAUCUCUGGCUGUAAAAUCCUCAUGUACCUGUAUCGGGUGGGCCGGGGCCUUGCCAUCUGCACCACCUGCCUCCUGAGCGUCUUCCAGGCCGUCACCCUCAGCCCCGGCACCUCCCGCUGGGCAAGGGUCAAAGCUAAAUUACACGAGUCUGUCGUGCCCUCCUGUGCCCUCUCUUGGGUGCUCAGUCUGCUGGUAGAAUGUAACGUAGCGAUCCAGAUGACUGGUCCUCUGAACAACAGCAGCGCUCACAUCAUGCUGGAUCACAAAUACUGUUCACAAAUCAGUGACACUGCAGAAACCGCUAUGGCUUUGACUGCCCUGGUCACUCUCCGCGACGUGUUUUUCGUGGGGCUCAUGAGCUUGACCAGUGGCUACAUGGUGUUCGUCCUGCACAGACACCACCACCAGGUCCGACACCUCCAGGGACACGACCGCUCCCCCAGGGAGAUGCCCGAGGUCCGAGCCGCCAAGAGAGUGGUCGCCCUGGUCACCCUCUACGUCCUCCUUUAUGGACGCCAGACCCUCAUGCUGAGCGUCAUCAUCAACAUGAAAGUCAAGUCUCGUCAGCUGGUGAAUGGCCACAUGCUACUGUCCUUCACCUUCUCCGUUCUCAGCCCGUUCCCCGUUAUCAUUGGGGACCGCAGGAUGAGACCAUUCUGGAUGAAGGACCCUCCUGUUUCCAGUGCGGAUUCCUCGUAG
Messenger RNA from Ornithorhynchus anatinus (platypus), 930 nucleotides. Its product is annotated as vomeronasal 1 receptor ornAnaV1R3003. The record is from RefSeq and is marked inferred. Lineage: Eukaryota; Metazoa; Chordata; Mammalia; Monotremata; Ornithorhynchidae. Gene Ontology annotation, molecular function: pheromone receptor activity. Bases 1 to 930 code for a protein of 309 amino acids. Gene Ontology annotation, biological process: G protein-coupled receptor signaling pathway. The transcript has a single exon. Gene Ontology annotation, cellular component: membrane.